AUGCUCAGUGAAAUUAUACUGGGGGCAGCUGUUGUGCUGUUUACCGCCUACAUUUAUCAGUGGAAACGGAAGUAUAGCCAGAUGCCUCCAGGUCCAAAACCACUGCCAGUACUGGGCAAUUUCUUAGAAAUAAAGGAAGCUUCAAUGAUCGACGAUCUCACUCGAUUGGGUUCGACAUACGACGGCAUAUUCACGGUCCAUUUCCUAAUGACGCCGACACUCAUUCUGGACCAGUUCCAUACCAUCAGAGAUCUCCUUUUUUCUCCAUUAUAUGCUGACAUCUUCAGUGGAAGGGUUAAUUCAUACUUUAGCAAGUAUUUGCUGCCGAAUGAUAUGAUCUUCCAGACGGCCAGUGACGGACAGCGAUACCUGAGAAAACUGACCUUUCGAGGAAUAAAACAAUAUGGAACUGCACUGAAAAAUGUUGAACAUCUUGCCCAAGCAGAAAUACAAGAAAUGAUCAACAGUUGCAGAAAACGAAAUGGCGUCUCUUUUGACCCGUGGGACGACCUGAAUCAGUAUGUCAGCAACAUGGUGUUGCUUUUGGUUUGUGGACAAAGAUUUCAGCCUGGCCAUCAGACACUGGAGAUUUGUCAAAAUGUUGCCGCUGAUUUCGAGUACCUCUUUCACUAUAAGAACCAGAUUCUUAUGGACAAUGUCCCGUUUAGUACGAAGUUAAUGCCAAAGUUGAGACGAGCUUGUCAAACCAUGAAGAACGGAUACAACUAUUUUGCUGAGAUAAUUGACAAAAUUUCACAGGAAUCCAAAGAUACAAUGCCCGAUUGUCUCUACACAUUGCUAUUAAAAGAACGUGAGGAGGGAAGGAUAUCGAAUGAAAAUGUAAAAGGAGUUCUGAUGGAUGCCCUUGUUGGAGGUAUCUUCACAACAAAACCAACCAUGUACACUGCCCUAGCUGCAAUGGUAAACUUCCCUGAGGUUCAGAAGAAGAUCCAGGAGGAGAUCCAGAGAGUGGUUGGAAACGACCGACUUCCGGGUUUGGGGGACCGGAACAAAAUGCCCUAUACUAGGGCUGUGGAAUUAGAAUCACAUCGUUACUACACUCCUGUCAGUUUGCCAGGCCCAAGGAACACUACGCAAGACUGCACUUAUAACGGUUACAGAAUCCCCAAGGGCACAGUGGUUAUUUACAACGUGUGGCGUGUACACCACGACGAAUCAUUUUGGGAGAAUCCCUUCACGUUUGACCCAACCAGAUUCUUGGAUGAACAUGGCGAACUGCUUCCACUGGAGGAUGAGAAGCGUCAGAGAUUGCUGACGUUUGGUAUCGGAAAGCGUUCUUGUAUUGCUGAGAAGCUGUACCGAGUCAAGAUAUUUCUUGGACUGACGUCGAUCCUGCAAAACUUCGACCUGACUCGUGAUACAUCUGAGCCUUUCCUUCAUCCGACCCCGCACAUAUGA
Messenger RNA from Haliotis rubra (blacklip abalone), 1419 nucleotides. Its product is annotated as cytochrome P450 2F2-like. Gene Ontology annotation, molecular function: monooxygenase activity; iron ion binding; heme binding. Lineage: Eukaryota; Metazoa; Mollusca; Gastropoda; Lepetellida; Haliotidae. The coding region runs from base 1 to 1419 and encodes 472 amino acids. The transcript is spliced from 6 exons. The record is from RefSeq and is a predicted model, not a curated record.